AUGAACCUCUUAAAUCUCUUUCUUUCCCUCAUCAGCCUCUCCCUCGUCCAGGUUGGCCCAGCGCUCGGCGCCAAAUCCACAGCAACAUCCUUCUGCAAAUGCAUCUGCUUCAACAAUAGCACAAUCAUUGCGUUGAACCCACCUCCUUCUUCAACGAGCGCCUCCGCAAUCCAUAAUCUCGACAUGAGAUCUCCGCGCGCACUGGCGGCGGGUGGGGGAUCUGAUUCCAACCGCGAAUCCGGAAAAGAGAAGGAGCCCGCGGCACCCUCACGACCACACCACAAACUCACCUGCGCGGACUGCACGCGGGCCUUCUGCCUAGAUUAUAACCUGCCGAUCUGCAAGAAUGCGCGGGACGAAGAUGUCUUCACGACAUGUUUCCAGCGGGACUCCCUCAAAGACGAAACCGUCGUCGUGAUAUUCAUCUUCGCCACAGCCGGACUGUUGGCCUGGGCAAUCGUAAAGCCCUGGAUCGACCGAUUGAGGGAGAAGAAUACAUUUACGCCAUUGCUGCAACACGACCGAGGGGAUCGGCAACAUUACACUUCCAAUGCACGAGCACAGAAUGUGCAAAGGAACUCCAAAGGGCCCCGUCGCGCUGGCUUCGGGAACGUUGGCGGAGGAGAGGACGAAACUGGAAGUGGAAUUAGAAGCGGCAAUGGAAAUGGAAAUGGAAAUGGAAAUGGGAUGGGAUCACGCAGGGGAGGACAAAAUUCUGCCAAUGUUCCAUAUGAUGAAGAUAUGCAUGCAGACCAAGAUGCCAUGGACAUAGUCUCCGGCACGCCGUCGGGAUCAGGCUCUCGUCCUUGA
Messenger RNA from Cladophialophora psammophila CBS 110553, 810 nucleotides. RefSeq lists its product as uncharacterized. The record is from RefSeq and is a predicted model, not a curated record. The transcript has 2 exons. Lineage: Eukaryota; Fungi; Ascomycota; Eurotiomycetes; Chaetothyriales; Herpotrichiellaceae. The coding region runs from base 1 to 810 and encodes 269 amino acids.